Pieris rapae (cabbage white) is the source of this 2674-nucleotide messenger RNA. RefSeq names its product 1,2-dihydroxy-3-keto-5-methylthiopentene dioxygenase (gene Adi1). Lineage: Eukaryota; Metazoa; Arthropoda; Insecta; Lepidoptera; Pieridae. The record is from RefSeq and is a predicted model, not a curated record. The transcript has 4 exons. Gene Ontology annotation, molecular function: acireductone dioxygenase [iron(II)-requiring] activity. Bases 110 to 667 code for a protein of 185 amino acids.
AUAUUUGUUUUAAUUUCUGCUGAGUUAUGACUUGUAGUUAGUGUUUUAAAAUUUGUAAUUUUUUGCAUCUCAAGUGAAGUACUUGAAACAUUUUUAAACGAAUUAAAAAAUGGUUAAAGUUUGGUACAUGGAUGAUGAUACCACUAGUGACCAACGCUUGGAACAUCACAGGAAUCCCCCAAAAUAUUUAUCUCUAGAUGAACUACAUAAGAAGACCGGCGUAGAAUAUUACAGCCUAAAUGUGGAGUCAUACACCACAGACGGAGUUCUUGAACAAAUAAAAAAAGAAAGAGGGUAUACUUAUGAAGAUGAAAUCACCUGCUCAGAAAAGUGUCUUGCCAACUAUGAAGAAAAGCUUAAAUCCUUUUAUACAGAACAUCUGCAUACUGAUGAAGAAAUACGGCUAGUCAUUGAAGGUUCUGGAUACUUUGAUGUAAGAGAUGGUGUAGACCAAUGGAUACGCAUAGCUGUUUUUCCAGGAGACCUCAUCAUAAUACCAAGUGGAAUCUACCAUAGAUUCACACUUGAUUCUAAAAACUACAUUCGUGCCAAGCGCUUCUUCGUUGGUGAACCAGUGUGGCUGCCAUACAACCGCCCAGCUGAUGACAUGUCCUGUCGUAAGGAAUAUGUUGACAAACUGCAAAAGGGAUUUGUAUCAGAUAAUUAACUUCAAUUUUGGUACUAAUGAGAUGGGCCAAUAUGAUGUAACUUCAUGUAUUGGUACCUGGUUUAUAAACUACUGGGACAUACAUAAGCGGUUCCUUUUAUGUUCUUCAUUAGUUACUUUGUAACAUAUAUAAUGUUUCCUAUUAUCACAUACCUUUUACUGAUUCAGUGCCUCAACCUUUUGUAUCACAGCAAUAUUUUAAUUUUUAGUUGAGCUAUCUACAUAUUAAGAAUGUUCAAUGAACUUUAUUGUUUAGUCUCCUCGAGUGUAUAGAAAUUGAAAAAGGCUUUUUUCUAUUAAUCUCCGCCCGCUUCUGGUGAGAGGUAAGUCAGGGAUUAUACAGCCCAAGUAUCAUCAUAAGUGGUUUCAUUGAACUAGGCCCUCGAUCCAUUCUGUAUUUAAAAAAUAAUCUAUUUAAUAUUUCCUAUAUAGUAACUCCUCUUAUUAGUAAAAAAAACUAGACCAAUUCAUACUUCCGAUAUCGUAGACCUUGCGAGAUGUGGAAAGGCGGAAAAUAGACGCUUUCCAUACUCCAAGAACUCGGUAUUAAGCAGUGUCUGUUCUCAACAGUCUCGCAUCCUUAUCUUUGGACGUAUCUCGGUGUAGUGAUCAGUCCAUAUAAGUCAUCCAAAAAAGGUUAAAGGCACUGAAACGCGCGGAAAGUCACUGAGCUUAUCAGAUCUAAGACCAAGUCUACCUUAAGAGGUUCACUGAAGUACAGCAGGAUGACCUCCAAUAGGCAAGGAUGGCGAAGAACUAGCGAAUCACAUAUGCCCCAUCGAAUACUACUAUUGCAUAGCAAUAACGACCGCUCUGUCAAGAGUGUAACGGAGAGGAAGAUUCCCACUUAAUUUUUAUUACAGACUAGAUGAACUCGUGAACUUUAUUUGUGUCCAAACCUAAUGCAACAUUUUUAAAACAUACCAAAGACAACCUCAAACAUCAACCAUGAAACACACAUUUCUGAAAGACCCAAUAAAUAUAUGACAAUCAAGUGACACUUAUUAAUUAAAAAAAAAGACAGGAAUAGAUUUUAUAGGAAAAUUGUUUCUGGACUUCCACAAAAUACAAGACCAUAAUUAGCCAAAUCGGUCCAGGCGUUCUCGAGUUUUAGCGAGACUAACGAAUAGCAAUUAAUUUAUAUAAAUGUAUUGCUAUUCAUUAUUUGAAUAUAUACAUAUAUAAAAUUUUCGUGUCACAAUGUUAGUUACCAUACAUAAUCCUCCGAAACGGCUUGACUGAUUUUUAUCAAAUUUUAUAUGCAUAUUCAGUAGGUCUGAGAAUCGGCUACUAUCUAUUUUUCAUACCCCCAAGUGAUAUGGGGCGUUCACCUCAAGACUUUUUUUUUUGAAGAAAUUUUGUGUUUUUUUUUAUGCAUUAGUUUUCAAUUAACCCCUAUUUUUUUUGAUACUUAAGGAUUUAGGCAUUAAGGUGAAACGAAGUUCGCGGGGGCAGCUAGUUUAUAGAUUUGCAGGCUUCCAUUUUCACAAUCUUGAACACAUAAUUAUAACAAAAUUGUUUGAUUAAACUUGAUACUACAUUUGGAUUGACAAAUAUUGUGAACCGGUGAUAUAUCUUAUUGUAUAGUAAAGUAAGGUUACUUUAAGUUUUGUUUUUUGUUUGCUACAAAUGUUUUAUAAAUGAUUCUACACCAGUAUACUAAUGUAGGGUCUCCGUGCCAAGUAUGUCAAUAUGUUCCUCCUUAUUGUAUUUAAGUUUGAAAAUUAAUUAAUAUAGUUAGAGUUGAUAAUUGGGUACAAUAAAAUAAGUAAUUUGUGAAACAAAAACAUUUAUUGUUUAAAACUUUAAUCAGUAUAAUUACACUCUUUUAAUGUAUUCUUUUGUGUCUUUCUGACAAAUUUUGUGUAUGCCGAGAUGGAAAGAGAGAUAAAUGCUUUACUUAAAACGGUGGAAUUAGACUGAUAUUUUCGUUAUAAGGGGAUCUUUAUGUAAAUGUUAUAUACAAAUCUAUCUAUAUUUAAUAGUUUUAAUAUACAAUUGUUAUUU